AUGUUGUUUGAGGAAAAUAAACCGGCUGUCCCCUAUAGAGUGACGUCAUAUUGCUGCGACUGUUUACAUGCGACCAUCAUGGCGCUGUUUCCAGCUUUUGCAGAAGCAGGGAGUAACAAAGUUGAAGAUUCGUCCAAAGAAUUAGACUGGCUGAACAAUAAGAGUUUUCAGGCUGGAGAUGCCCUCGCUAUACAAAACCGAUAUUUUGAUAAGACCAGUGAGAGGCUGAAACAGAAGGAAACAAGCGUAGGCAGAGAGGCGAGCUCUGCAGAGGAGGAGGAUGAGGAAGGGAAUGUGCCAUGCAAAAAGAAGAAAAAGAAGCGUGAAAAGAAGAGGAAAAAGAAGAAAAAACAUAAAAAGAAGAGUGGGAGAUAUUCAGACAGUAGUGGGUCUGACUCUGAACCAAUUUUCCCCAGUGACCUCAAAAGAGAGCAAAAGGCAGAGAGUCCCCAGGCUGCUCCUGUAGGAAGUCGUUUCUCCUGGUUGGAUGACCUCCAGUCACCUGCAGAGCAGCUGUUCUGUGUGGACCGUAAAGCAGACCCAGCCAACUGGACGUAUAAGUCCCUGUACAGAGGAGACGUAGCCAGGUAUAGGAGGAAAGGCAGCUCUUCCUUGGGCCUGGAUCCUAGCAGACAGGGAGUCAGCUGGACGGAGUCAGAGUCAAAUAAGAAACAAAAAAGCGGGGACAAGAAGAAAGCAGCAGACAGAUACUUCUCUACAGUCAGUCGGCAGCUGCUGAGGUCCGAGCCCCCUGUUCCUACGCUACCUACAGUCCCUGAGGGCAGUGACACCACCGGCCCCAUCUCCUUCCUUCCACUGGGUGAUGAUGAGAACAAACGAGGAGAGACAGGUGACAGAGUGCAGACAUCCUCAGUAAAUCCUCUCGGAGUGUAUGACUCGUCCACGACUCUGUGGCUGCAAGGGAAGGGACAGCAGGAGAAGACAGAGCAGCAGAAGCAGGACAAAGAGACGGGACAGAGUGCGGCGCGUUUCUCCGGGAGGACUGAAGAGUUCAACAGGCGGCUCAGAGAGCAGCCAGCAGACACGCAGCUCUGGAUACAGUUCAUAAGAUACCAGGAUGAGCUCAGUGCGACAUCAUUUGGAGGCGAGGAGGAGCAACAGGGCAGCGAUUCGGCUGAUCGUCGAAAGUCUUCCUACCGAGCAGUCCUGGAGAAAAAGCUGAGCAUCGCAGAGCGCGCUGUUGCCACCAACCACGGCUGCAUAGCUCUGCAGCUGGAGAGGCUCAGGAUCUGCCAAGAGCUCUGGGAGCCCUCACAACUGGCUAAAGAAUGGAAGAAACUGGUGUUCCUCCACCCAAACAGUGCCCCCUUGUGGAGGGAGUAUCUGCUGUUCACCCAGAGCUACUUCAGCAACUUCACCGUGUCAAAGGUGAACUCUGCGUACGGAAAGUGCCUCAGCACUCUCAGCGCGGUGCGUGACGGCAGCAUGCUCUCUCAUCCAGCUCUGCCAGGGCUUGAGGAGGAUAUGUUGGACAUCUUCACCCAGCAGUGUCAUUUCCUGCGUCAGGCUGGUCACUCAGAGAAGGCGAUUUCUCUGUUUCAGGCCAUGAUCGACUUCACGUUCUAUAAACCCGACAGCGUACAAGAACUCUCCACUAAACAGCAGGUUGAGUUCUUUGAGCCGUUUUGGGACAGUGGGGAGGAGAGGAUUGGAGAGCCAGGAGCCAGAGGUUGGAAAGCGUGGAUGCUCCAACAAGAGCGAGGAGGGUGGCUACAGCCCAGUGCAGAGGAAGAGGAGGAGGAAGAGGAGGAGGAGGAGGAGGUGAAGGAUCGGAGCCAGCCCAGGUGCACAAUCUGGUUGGAUGUGGAGACGUCUCGUGAAGCAGCUCACUGGCUGCCCUGGAGGCCUGACAAAGCCAAGGGCCAGUCAGAAGAGGACUGUGAGGACCCGGACAGACAGGUGUUGUUUGAUGACAUUGGUCCGUCCCUUAUUUGUCUGUCUUCACCAGAGCUCCGGUUCCGUCUUCUUCUCAAUUUCUUUUCAUUUCUGGGGCUGCCGGUAGACUCAGCGCACUCUUCUGCCCCCUGUCAGCCUGGCCUGCUACUGGAGAACCUCUCUCUGCUCACUCAGGAUAAUGAGCUCAGGCGUCCUCUGACCGCCCACGACCUACCAGACCCCGGGGUUAACUCUGUAGGUCACAUGACCACCCUCCAGGGAACAAGGAAGUGGGUGGGGCUUGGGAAGCAGGGCGAGAAGUUUGUCACCAAUGUGUUCAGCAUGGUCCAACCUGUCCUUCCUGCUCACCACCGAGCCGUCCUGUCUCUCAGGUGGAUGCAGUACGAGAAACUCAAGGUCUUCCGCUGCCUGCGUGGUGGCAACAAAAAACGUCUCCGCUCUCAGGGCAAAAGCAGCAAGCGGGUAGCCAAACAACUGCUCAAAGAACCUGAUAACCGCUCGUCGUUGGUGCUGUGGCGGGAGUACGCCCACCUGGAGUGGAUGCUGGGCAACCUCGACGAGGCUCGUAAAGUCUUCUCCACGGCCACAACUAUAGGGGGAACCAAAGGGCUGAAGAGUGCCACCCUCUGUGAGCUGUGUCUGCUGUGGGCCCAGCUAGAGGUGGAAGAAGGGGCCAACGUGCGAGGAGGAAAAGCUGAUGCCACUGGAUCCCCAGCUGUGUGUGUACUGACCGGGCUAGCAGAGGGAACCUUCUCAUCCUCCUCUUCAUCCUCCCAGCCUCUUUCUCCAGUUUCCAUCCUGAAAGCCAGGAAGUCGUAUGAGCAGGCUCUCACUGCCGGCUUGUCAGCACUGGACCAAAAUCCCAACAACCCUCGAGCCAGCCGAAAAGGUCAUGAGGACCUGCUAGGAGAGAAAGUGAGGCUGAGAGGCCUGACAGGCUGCUACGCUCUGUUCCAGUACCUCACAAUGGGCAUCAAAGCAGCGAAUGCUGUCUACAGCCAGGCCAGAGAGAGGACGGAGGAGCUGCACCGCACGCUAACACUUGACAAGCAGCUAAACAGUAAUGACAAAGCCAGUGCUGAUAGCACUGAUGCUAGCCAGUCUGCAGCUGAUUCCAGCCAUACCAGAAGGCAGGAUGCUAACAGGGUAGCUGCAGAGUGUGAGGCAAUAGCAGUGCAGCAGGCAGUGUUGCUUAGAUACCACAACAGCAUCAGUGUGUUUCCACUGGCAACACUGAGAGAGACGUUGACCUCUGCCCUCUUCUCCUGGUCCAGCAGCGCCCCCCUCUGGAGCAUUUAUGUACAGGUGGAGAACCGUUACCAUAGCGCUGGCCGGGCGCGUCGCUUUUUUUACUCUGUAAUCAGGGACAACAGCAGUGUGGUGCCGCGCCUCUUUGCUAUUGUUGCUGAACAACAAAGGAAGCAGCUGGUGGACGCUGCUCAGAGGUCUUGUUGCCAUGAUGCUCCCUUGCCCAUCCUUCCGGAGAAUGGCCUCAGCAACCGUAUCCGUGGGCUCUUUGAUAGCGCCAUAGCAACAGAGAUUGGCUCGCACUGUCCUUUACUUUGGAGGAUGUACAUGCACUUCCUGGUGUCAGAAGGGAAAGUGGAUAAAGCCAAAGGCAUCUUCUACAAGGCGUUACAGAAUAUUCCUUGGGCUAAGGGUUUGUACAUGGACGCAGUGCAGCUGUUCCCCGAGCACCUGCAGGAGUUUGUAGAUCUGAUGACGGAGAAAGAACUCCGACUCAGACUGCCUUUAGAAGAGCUGGAUAUACUGCUGGAGGACUAAACACACACACACACACACAUCUCAUUCAAGAACAUCAGCACACUUGAUGGCAGAACAGGACACAAACUUGGAUGCUUACACACACAUAGCUGCAGUGUUAAACAGUUAAGUGAUCUUAUGGGUUAGGAGCGAUUCUUUGUACAGAAUGUCUAAUGCUUUAUUUUCCACAGCAAACACUAGUUAAUAAAUGUGUGAUUCU
This is a messenger RNA of Plectropomus leopardus (leopard coralgrouper), 3901 nucleotides long. RefSeq names its product NRDE-2, necessary for RNA interference, domain containing (gene nrde2). The record is from RefSeq and is a predicted model, not a curated record. Gene Ontology annotation, biological process: RNA processing; negative regulation of RNA catabolic process; regulatory ncRNA-mediated heterochromatin formation. NCBI's taxonomy places the organism in Eukaryota, Metazoa, Chordata, Actinopteri, Perciformes, Serranidae. Gene Ontology annotation, molecular function: protein binding. Gene Ontology annotation, cellular component: catalytic step 2 spliceosome.